This is a messenger RNA of Amoebophrya sp. A25, 1532 nucleotides long. NCBI's taxonomy places the organism in Eukaryota, Dinophyceae, Syndiniales, Amoebophryaceae. The record is from the annotation of a GenBank genome assembly.
AGGAUGGACGCGAGAUAUCCAAACCGACGGUCUCCCAACGCAAAAUCCCCUAAGUUGUAGGGUUCGUCAACGUUUUUCUUCUCCUUAGAAGAUCAUUCCAUUUUUUUCGACUAUCUAUAGCCGUCUCUUCAUUCGCUAGAUUUUUUAGUUGCUUUUCUUAGCAGCUCUCUACCGACAAGAUGGCCGACGAAGAAGUGCAAGCUCUCGUGGUGGACAACGGAUCCGGUAUGUGCAAGGCCGGAUUUGCAGGUGAUGACGCUCCUCGCGCCGUUUUCCCGUCCAUCGUCGGACGCCCGAAGAUGCCGGGCAUCAUGGUUGGCAUGGAUCAGAAAGACUCGUAUGUUGGUGACGAAGCACAAUCCAAGCGAGGUGUGCUCACCCUGAAGUACCCGAUCGAGCACGGCAUCGUGACCAACUGGGACGACAUGGAGAAGAUCUGGCACCACACCUUCUACAACGAGCUCCGCGUCGCUCCGGAAGAGCAUCCGGUGUUGCUGACCGAGGCACCCCUUAACCCGAAGGCGAACCGUGAGCGCAUGACUCAGAUCAUGUUCGAGACUUUCAACUGCCCGGCAAUGUACGUUGCGAUUCAUGCAGUCAUGUCCCUGUACGCUUCUGGUCGUACAACAGGAAUCGUCAUGGACUCCGGUGAUGGUGUCUCUCACACCGUGCCCAUCUACGAGGGAUACGCUCUCCCGCACGCCAUUUUGCGUUUGGAUUUUGCUGGUCGCGACUUGACGGAGUACAUGAUGAAGAUCUUGACCGAGCGUGGUUACUCCUUUACCACCACCGCCGAGCGUGAGAUCGUGAAGGACUUGAAGGAGAAGCUCACCUAUGUUGCGUUGGACUUCGAUGCUGAGAUGAAGCAGGCGGCACAGUCUUCGGAGAACGAGAAGACAUUUGAGCUCCCUGAUGGAAACGUCAUCACCGUUGGAAACGAGCGCUUUCGCUGCCCGGAGGUGUUGUUCCAGCCGUCCUUCAUCGGAAAGGAGUCGUCGGGUAUUCACGACACGACCUUUCAGUCGAUCAUGAAGUGCGACGUCGAUAUCCGUAAGGAUCUUUACGCGAACAUUGUGCUCUCCGGUGGUACCACCAUGUAUCCGGGCAUCGGCGAGCGUAUGACGAAGGAAAUUACCGCUCUCGCCCCUUCCACCAUGAAGAUCAAGGUUGUAGCUCCCCCAGAGCGUAAGUACUCCGUGUGGAUCGGUGGCAGGUAUUUAUUUUAGAUCCCAGAGUUGUUAAUUUUUCUAUGAUACAUCUUUUUUUUUGCUACGAAUGAGCAUGUUCUGUCAACAUGAUUAGCGUGAGCGGAGAUUAAGGGUAUCUACAAGAAGUGUCACGAAAUUUUUACAUCUUAUAUAUUUAUAAAAUAUAUUUGUUGUGGUUGGUCGCAUUUAUUUCUCUUUCCAUUCCCAAUUCUUGAACACAACUUCAGUAUCCUGUCCUCGUUGUCGACGUUCCAGCAGAUGUGGAUCUCGAAGAACGAGUAUGACGAGUCUGGCCCGACCAUCGUGCACCGCAAGUGCUUCUAA